This is a messenger RNA of Acanthosepion pharaonis, 2997 nucleotides long. The record is from the annotation of a GenBank genome assembly. Lineage: Eukaryota; Metazoa; Mollusca; Cephalopoda; Sepiida; Sepiidae.
AUGGCUGAUAUCAUCUUCUUUCCCGACAUCACCGUGGUUCCCGCCAUAACUGUUAUCAUUCCUUUUUUUCAUGAUUCUCAUGUCCUUCAUUUUAUAAUCAUUCUAUUUUCUUUCUGUUUCAUCUUUCACUCUCUAUUUUCUUCUACUGUCUUUUUAUACCAAUUGUUCUCUCCAUUUCUUCUUCUCCUAUUUCUUCUUCUUCUUCUUCUUCUUCAUCUUCUUCUUCUUCUUUUUCAUUCUUAUCCAAAUUAUUUCCUAUUCCUUCAUUCCAUAUUUCAUUUCCUUCUAAUCUACAUUUUUCUUUUUUCCUUUUCCUUACAACAAUUUUAUUCUGCUUCUUUUCCGCCAUUUUUUCUCUCUACUUUCUACAUUUCAAUCAUCAUAACUUUCAUUCUCUUCUUUUUCUUGUUGUGGUUUUAUUGCAUCAUUUUUCCUUUUUUUCUCUUCCCCCUCCUUUUUAUAUCUUUUCAUCACUCUGCUUUUCCAAUUUCUAUUAAUCCUUCUACUUCUGUUUUUGCCUCAUUUCCAAGCUUCUCCUUCUUUUUGCAAACUCACUUUCUCUCCUGUACGAAAUCCCUCUCCAGGGAUAAGCCGACAGCUUUACAGUCCGUUAUGUCCGUUCCGCCACCCAUACAAACGCCUCACAGUGUAUCUGGCCACGCCGUAGCGUUUGUAUUCAGAUGUAUUUAUGUGUGUUCACUGUAUGCCCUUCUUAUUUCCUUUUUUUAUCUAUCUAUCUAUCUAUCUAUCUAUCUAUCUAUCUAUCUAUCUAUCUAUCUAUCUAUCUAUCUCAGUCUAUUCAUAUCUAUCUAUCUAUCUAUCUAUCUAUCUAUCUAUCUAUCUACCAAGAUGUUCACCGUGCUUGAGACUAUCUAUCUAUCUAUCUAUCUAUCUAUCUAUCUAUCUAUCUAUCUAUCUAUCUAUCUCAGUCUGUUCACAUCUAUCUAUCUAUCUAUCUAUCUAUCUAUCUAUCUAUCUACUAUAUAUCUAUCUAUCUUAGUCUGUUCACAUCUAUCUAUCUAUCUAUCUAUCUAUCUAUCUAUCUAUCUAUCUAAAUGCUCAUCUUCCCUCCCUCACUCUCUCUCUCUCACUCUUUCUUUCACUAUCUAUCUAUCUAUCUAUCUAUCUAUCUAUCUAUCUAAGUCUGUUCAGUGUCCAUCUUCCUCCCUCCCUCACUCUCUCCUCUCUCUCUCUCUCUCUCUCUCUCUAUCUAUCUAUCUAUCUAUCUAUCUAUUUAAGUCUGUUCAGAUGCUCAUCUUCCCUCCCUCACUCUCUCUCUCACUCUUUCUUUCACUCUAUCUAUCUAUCUAUCUAUCUAUCUAUCUAUCUAUCUAUCUAUCUAUCUAUCUAUCUCAGUCUGUUCACAUCUAUCUAUCUAUCUAUCUAUCUAUCUAUCUAUCUAUCUAUCUAAGUCUGUUCAGUGUCCAUGUUCCCUCCUCCCUCACUCACUCCUUCUCUCUCUAUCUAUCUAUCUAUCUAUUUAAGUCUGUUCAGAUGGUCAUCUUCCCUUACUCACUCUCUCUCUCUCACUCUUUCUUUCCUCUAUCUAUCUAUCUAUCUAUCUAUCUAUCUAUCUAUCUAUCUAUCUAUCUAUCUAUCUAUGUCAAUGUCAAUUGUUUGUGCCAUUUUCCACUAUCUCUCUAUAUAUGGAAUAAUAUCUAUCUAUCUAUCUAUCUAUCUAUCUAUCUAUCUAUCUAUCUAUCUAUCUAUCUAUCUCACCCUGCUGUUAAUAUCUCUCUCCUUCUCCGUCUCUCUGUCUAUAUCUAUCUAUCUAUCUAUCUAUCUAUCUAUCUAUCUAUCUAUCUAAGUCUGUUCCUAUUUAUGAAUCUCUCUCUAUAUUUCUCUCUCGCUUUAUCUAUCUAUCUAUCUAUCUAUCUAUCUCAUUCUGUUCAUAUCUAUAUGUCUCUAUAUCGCUGUGUCGCUCUCUCUUUCUCUCACUCACUUUAUCUAUCUAUCUAUCUAUCUAUCUAUCUAUCUAUCUAUCUAUCUAUCUCAUGUUUCUCUCUCUUCCUCUCUAUGUAUAUAUCCCUGUUCAUAUCUAUCUAUCUAUCUAUCUAUCUAUGUGCAAGUUUAUAUUUAUUUCACGAUCUUAAUAUCUCCCUAUUGCUCUCUCAGUCUCUCACUCUGUCUAUAUCUAUAUUUAUCUAUCUAUCUAUCUAUCUAUCUAUCUAUCUAUCAGUCGGUUUUCCUCUUUUUUUCACGCUCACUCUACAUAUCUAUGUCAGUCCUAUUUCUCUCUUAGUCUUUCUCUCUCUCUAUGUAUCUAUACAUCUUAUUCUGUUAUCUAUCUAUCUAUCUAUCUAUCUAUCUAUCUAUCUAUCUAUCUAUCUAUCUAUCUAUCUCAGUCUGUUCAUAGCUAUCUAUCACUAUCUCAGUCUGUUCAUCUCUCUCUCUCUCUCUCUCUCUCUAUCUAUCUAUCUAUCUGUCUAUUCAUAUCUUUUACUUAGUCUCACUCCCUCACUCACUCACUCACACACUCACUCACUCUAUCUAUCUAUCUAUCUAUCUAUCUAUCUAUCUAUCUAUCUAUCUAUCUAUACCUUGAACCCCCGCUGCAAAACGCAAACGGAGCAAACGCUACAGCCUCAUUUUCUCUUCUCCUCGCCCUGCGCCUCUCAAUUUCCGACUUACUCUUCUUACCUUCAUACUUAUUUAAUCUCUUGUUUCUCUUUCUCUGUUCUUUUCCUUCUUCGCUUCCUCUUCUGCAUUUCUUUUUAUUCCUCUAAGUUUUCCUUUCAUUUUGCAGAAAGCGUACCAUCAUUUCAUAAUCACUAUCUGCACCCCCACCUCUUCUUUCUUCUUGUUCUUUUCCGUUCUUUUUCACUCGCCCCUUUUCACCCACUUCCAUCUCUGCUAAUCCUACCCCUAUCCACGUACCACUUACAACGUUACGUUUCCGCUCCCUUACCUCCCUUUCCUCAAUAUCCAAUCAUAUGCUUCUUCAUCGUAUCUUCUUUGUUCAGCAAACACAGGAUUCAGCGCCAUUUUAACUCGUGA